AUGCUUGACUCUGAAUAUGAGCAACAAAUGCUUAACUAUGACACAGAGUUCGGAGACAAAUCUACUUCAUCCUACAUCACCUCUGACCCAAGGACCACAUCCACCUCAACACGGGUUGAAAGUUCAUCGUCAUCUGAUGAUUACUACAGCCUCAGCAGCACCGAUGAUGACAACUGUUUUGAAAUAAUCUCAAGAAGUCAGUGGGGUGCACUACCACCUAACAGACCAGAUGAAAUGAUAGGCAUAGAAGCCCCACUGUACUACAUAUCCCUGUCAUACAACAGUGGAGUAGAAUCAUGCAAAAGCUUGGAGGAAUGCUCUUCAAGAAUGAGAGAGAUCCAGAAAAUUCACUUGGAAGAAAGAUUUCUGGCAGAUAUUGGUUACAAUUUCCUGAUUGGUGCAGACUUGAGGGUCUAUGAGGCGAGGGGGUGGAUAGAUAAACCUGAUCUAAGUUUGCGAUAUCCUGAGCUGGUUAACUAUAGGUUGGACAUUGCGUUUAUCGGAGAUUACAGAGUCCGUCCUCUCCCGAUGAAAAUGCUUGAAAAAGCAAUAGACUUGGUUCGUCACGGUGUUUCAGAAAACGUUGUUAGCGAAGACUUUGAAUUCAUCGGACUCAGUGAUGUAGAACCACGAGAUGAUUAUAUCGAGUUCCAGAAGUCUAUACCACCAAUAAGUCAAAGGAGCAAAGGAAGAGGAAGAGGUAGAGGUAGAGGAAGGGGAAGGGGGGGAGCUUUUAGUGGGAGGGGAGCAUUCAGUGGUAGAGGAGCAAUGGGUGGAAUCCAAGCAAGUAGUGGCCGUGGGGCAAGUCAGCAAGGGAAGACCAGAAAAAAGUCCAAGAAAGUCACCACAGUUGACGACUUACUCAAAUUUUAA
Molecule: messenger RNA, 873 nt
Organism: Macrosteles quadrilineatus (aster leafhopper)
Lineage: Eukaryota; Metazoa; Arthropoda; Insecta; Hemiptera; Cicadellidae
Product: peptidoglycan recognition protein 1-like
Exons: 4
Coding region: 1-873 (290 amino acids)
Biological process (GO): peptidoglycan catabolic process
Molecular function (GO): N-acetylmuramoyl-L-alanine amidase activity; zinc ion binding
Source: RefSeq, a predicted model, not a curated record